Brassica rapa (field mustard) is the source of this 589-nucleotide messenger RNA. RefSeq lists its product as uncharacterized. The record is from RefSeq and is a predicted model, not a curated record. NCBI's taxonomy places the organism in Eukaryota, Viridiplantae, Streptophyta, Magnoliopsida, Brassicales, Brassicaceae.
GACGAAAAAGAAUAUACUCAAAAGAGAGGGGGGGCAUAACUGUCAUUUGCUCCAUCUACUCAUUUCCUGAAUAGAAGGGAGAGUCAAUCAUAUGGCGAUACAGUCCCAAGUUUUGUGAGCUUGAACCCAUCGGAGAGAGAUCGAGAGAGAUCAAAUGGCGGCGAUAACAACCGCAGUGAUAGCACUAGCCGGAAUCAUACUUGGAUGGAUAACGAUAGAGAUGGCUUGCAAGCCUUGUCUUGAGAAAGGCCGUGAAGCCAUCGACAGAUCUCUCAACCCCGAUUACGAUCCCGACGACGAAGACGUCGUCGAUGCUUCCUCCGCCCCUCGCGCUCCUCUCCUCACCAAUCGUCCUCCGGAUAUCCCCGAUCCCUCCGCCGCUGAUCCCUCCACCGCGUUAAAGUCAGUCUGAUCGGUUCGGUUCGGUCCUUGAUUCUUUUUUGUUUUGUUUGGUCUGUAUUUAUCUGAGUUGCUGUGUAAACCAAACCUCUCUCGUCUUCAAUAAACUAUCUCGUGUCUUCUAAAAUGUUUGUCACUCAGUUGAUUUUGUGCUCUUUCUAUUGAAUAUUAGUGUUUUUUUUUCUCUUAA